GGGGGAAGCUUUACAAUUAUAGGGUCUUUUCCCUACCCUUCCAAAUACCAAUAAUUUUUCCUCCUUUCUGAAGGAUUGGGGCUGUAUUUUUAAAAGCCAGCACAAAUUGUCUGGCAGAAAAGACUCUUCAACUCCUAACAAGGUUCAUGUAUUAACUAACAUGUUGUCUCCAUACACUGUCUGCUUUUGGGUUCGAAACUUUAUUUUUCCCCCCUAGCGACACUCCAGGGAAACCUUAACGUUACAGAAGAUGAAUAAACGAGUUUUUUCCCAGCGUAGUCCCGUUUAUGGCUUUAUUGCUACCCAUUGAUUACUCCGCUUUGUUACACAGAAGGAAAAGAUCAUAAAAUCCUGGCGACAUCCGGGUUCUUGUUAUAGCCAUUUCCCACCCACCCCCAAAGUGGUGAGAGGAAAAUAUGAGCUUUCACUGCUCCCUGCCCACUGUCCACCAUCCCCUCUUUGUCAACUCAAAGCAUUUUCAGCCUGUGUCACGAUAUCGAAUUAAGUUUGGAAUAAUCAGGAGAAAAAAAACCAUCUGCACACUUUCCUGCUGUUUCAUUUUGCCCACUGCGGCUCCCUAGAAGUCUCGCACUCAGCUGCCUUUUCCUAACCGCUUCUUCCUUUUUCUCAUCCUCAAGGUGGAAAAAAAUGGGGUUAGAGGCUUCAGAGAGGCUGGCCCCACUAGGGACGACUGGUACUUGGGGAGAGCUCCCGAGCAGUCCUUUGCUGAAAUCUCCAAGCCCCAGAGCUCAGAUCCAGGGGCACCUUCCCUGUUGGGGCCUGAGUCUGGAGGGGACAGGGGGCUCUGACCUAUGCAAGGGCUUGAGCCUGCAAGAAGCUAACUGUCCAUCAGAGCCCCAGCACCCUUCUCUUUCUGGCUGGAUCCAAUGUGAAUUACCCCACCGGCCCUUGCUGGCUCCAAAUCAUAAAUUCUCACCAACAUAAACAGGAGUUGAUGUCCCCAGAAAGACUCACAGUUUUCUUUCUUCUUCCUUUUCUUCCCUUCUCUCUCUUUCUGACCUUUUACUUCUUUUUCUUCUUAUUCUCUGCAUUUUUAUGCAUUUUCCCCUUUAGGCAAAAAUGCUGUAAGAGUUGUGUCAAAAGGGGGUUCUUGAGGAGGAGGCAGAAGGGGACAAGGAGGCAAAAAAGCAAAUGCAUGGCUCCUUUGCCCACUUCAGCUCUGCCACUGUACCCCGAAUUCUUAACCUUGACCCUUUAGACAUAGUUGCCUCUCACAUCCCUCCUAUACCCAAGAUUCUCAGCUACAUUCUCCUUCCUCUGGGCACAAUGUUUUAUGAAAUUUCAUUCUACUUCUGAUUUGUUUAAUUAUUGGGGAAAAUACCAGUUUAGUGAUAGGGACUUUCUCCAUGGAGUGUCAAAUCAAGGUUUCCUAUAGGUUUCUGGGGACCUGGGUGAGCUGGGAGGGAGCUCAUCCCAUGAAGAAACAUGAACCUAACUUUAGAAAGGGGGCAGAUAUAAAAGAUGAAAUCAGAUUGAAAAUGCAGGGAUUUCUUCAGCCCUGGCUCUGGCCACAGUACAGCAAAGUUAGCUGGGGCUGAGACAUUUCCUGGGAGAGCAGCUCUCCUUCUCUGGGCCCCAAGGCCCUGUUCUGGGAUGUGCACCCCUCCUUCACCCCCAGACCAGUUCUCUUAUAUAUACAUAUGUAUAUAUAUUUUAAAGAAAUCCAAGUCUUACUUUCAAAGCACACACUUAGUCUCAACUAGGGAAUCAACAGAAGCAGAAGCGAUUUUUUUCCCCCUUCUUGACAUCUGGCUUACGAUUGGCUGGAAGGGGGUCAGCUGACUUUGUCAUUUUGUCUGUCCUGGAUUGGAGCCGUCCCUAUAACCAUCUAGUUCCGAGUACAAACUGGAGACAGAAAUAAAUAUUAAAGAAAUCAUAGCCCGACCAGGUAAAGGCAAAGGGAUGAAUUCCUACUUCACUAACCCUUCCUUAUCCUGCCACCUCGCCGGGGGCCAGGACGUCCUCCCCAACGUCGCCCUCAAUUCCACCGCUUAUGAUCCAGUGAGGCAUUUCUCGACCUAUGGAGCAGCCGUUGCCCAGAACCGGAUCUACUCGACUCCCUUUUAUUCGCCACAAGAGAAUGUCGUGUUCAGUUCCAGCCGGGGGCCGUAUGACUAUGGAUCUAAUUCCUUUUACCAGGAGAAAGACAUGCUCUCAAACUGCAGACAAAACACCUUAGGACAUAACACACAGACCUCAAUCGCUCAGGAUUUUAGUUCUGAGCAGGGCAGGACUGCGCCCCAGGACCAGAAAGCCAGUAUCCAGAUUUACCCCUGGAUGCAGCGAAUGAAUUCGCACAGUGGGGUCGGCUACGGAGCGGACCGGAGGCGCGGCCGCCAGAUCUACUCCCGGUACCAGACCCUGGAACUGGAGAAGGAAUUUCACUUCAACCGCUACCUAACGCGGCGCCGGCGCAUCGAGAUCGCCAACGCGCUCUGCCUGACCGAGCGACAGAUCAAAAUCUGGUUCCAAAACCGCCGCAUGAAGUGGAAAAAAGAAUCUAAUCUCACGUCCACGCUCUCGGGGGGCGGCGGAGGGGCCAAUGCUGACAGCCUGGGCGGAAAAGAGGAAAAGCGGGAAGAGACAGAAGACGAGAAGCAGAAAGAGUGACCAGGACUGUCCCUGCCACCUCUCCCGUCUCCCUCGCUCCCCCCAAACUCUACUCUAAUCACACACUCUAUUUAUCACUGGCACAAUUGAUAUGUUUUGACUCCCUAAAACAAAAUUAGGGAGUCAAGUGUGGACCUGAAAGUCAGUUCUGGACCCCCUCCCUCGCGGCACAACUCUUUCACCAGGCUCCCUCCAUAGCUCUUUCUGGGAUAGUCUGCAGGCCCCUUCCCCCGCCCAGGCCUUGGGGGCUCAAUCCCAGAACUCAAACUCCACAAAUUUCCCUCCAAAUGAGGACGUGGCUCCCCCAACUCCCUGGAGGCCCCCGCCCCGGCCCCAGCGCAGAGAGCCGGCUCCAGGGCCCUGGGGCCUCUGCUCCGGGGCCUCAGGGACCGGCCUGGCAGCCAGGGAGGGCAGAAGGCCCAAGGAGGGUGAGCCUUGGCCCCACUCACCCCCAGGGCUUCCCCCACAGUCCCUUCCCGGCCCCUCUACCCCAGCAAAUGCCCAGCCCUGGCAAAUUGUAUUUAAAGAAUCCUGGGGGUCAAUAUGGCAUUUUACAAACUGUGACUGUUUCUGUGUGAAUAUUUUUAGCUGUAUUCGUGGUUUCUGUAUUUAUAUUUAUGUUUAGCACCCAUCAGUGUUCCUAUCCCAUUUUAAAAAGGAAAAAAAAAAAGAGGGAAAAUUACAAAAAGAGAGAAAAAAAGUGAAUGACGUUUGUUUAGCCAGUAGGAGAAAAUAAAUAAAUAAAUAAAUAAAUCCCCUCGUGUUACCCUCCUGUAUAAAUCCGAUCUCUGGAUCCGUCCUCGAAUAUUUAAUAAAACUGAUAUUAUUUUUAAAAGUUUA
Molecule: messenger RNA, 3471 nt
Organism: Nycticebus coucang (slow loris)
Lineage: Eukaryota; Metazoa; Chordata; Mammalia; Primates; Lorisidae
Gene: HOXC6
Product: homeobox C6
Exons: 2
Coding region: 1924-2631 (235 amino acids)
Biological process (GO): anterior/posterior pattern specification; regulation of transcription by RNA polymerase II
Cellular component (GO): nucleus
Molecular function (GO): DNA-binding transcription factor activity, RNA polymerase II-specific; RNA polymerase II cis-regulatory region sequence-specific DNA binding
Source: RefSeq, a predicted model, not a curated record